AGACCCCCCGAAGUUACAGGCGGGAGAUCUUCGCCGUAGAGUCCAGUACGAAGAUGUGGCAGGACCCUGCUGCAGGCUCUCAUGCGAAGCGACCAGGCCAGGGUGGGAGCGAGCGCUCUUGACCAGAAUGGAAGCCAAGGAGCCCCUCGUCAUUGGGGUGCGGCAGGUUGCGAGGUCCGGGCAUUUUCGGGCUGCCACGGCGAGAAGGGUGCUCAUGGGCUUCGGGAGGAUCUUUGACGGGAGCCUCAGCUCGCUGCUUGCAGCGGAUCCCAUCAGAGGAGAAGUGCGCUUCCCCACCAAGCAGCAGGUGCAGCUUGCCGGGGAUGUCCUGUUUCAUGCAUCUGCAGAGACGGACAAAGUGGACGUCUUCAUCGGCCACUCCUGGAGUGCAGGGCGCUGGCAGAAAUUCUUGGCCCUCUGUUUGUUCUUCAACCUGGACCUGGCUGUGAGCUGUUCCUUGGGGGCCUGCGGUGUGGCUGUGGCGGUACUGCUGGGCUCCAAGGGGAUGACCGGCCUGGGCGGGAGCCCGCUGGCGAUGCCGUGCUUGGUGUACCUGCCCAUGACCGUGUUCUUCGUGGUCUUCUUCUUCGGGCAACAUAUUUGCGGAAGGUGGUCGCCUUCCGUUUGGGUUGACAAGCUUUGCAUCCAUCAGACUGACAUGGGACUGAAGGCG
Effrenium voratum is the source of this 673-nucleotide messenger RNA. NCBI's taxonomy places the organism in Eukaryota, Dinophyceae, Suessiales, Symbiodiniaceae. The record is from the annotation of a GenBank genome assembly.